Molecule: messenger RNA, 2631 nt
Organism: Cynoglossus semilaevis (tongue sole)
Lineage: Eukaryota; Metazoa; Chordata; Actinopteri; Pleuronectiformes; Cynoglossidae
Product: aromatase-like
Exons: 13
Coding region: 579-2195 (538 amino acids)
Biological process (GO): female gonad development; response to estradiol
Cellular component (GO): endoplasmic reticulum
Molecular function (GO): heme binding; aromatase activity; iron ion binding
Source: RefSeq, a predicted model, not a curated record
CACACUGUUGGUGGGGAAUUACUGAGUACUAAGUUCCACCUCAUUACGCAUGUGCUGAAGAAGAAGAAGUUAGGAAAAGUAUAAAAGAAGGAAAGAAGUUAUGGCGGGGUUGAACAGAAUAGAGUAAAGUUGCUACGUUGGAGCUGAAGAAGAUUGGAUGACAUGGAGAAAAUUACCAUUUUUCAUUAUAACUACAAAAUUGAGCUUUUGUCCCUUCAAGAUGGCGCCUGAUGUACCAGUAAUUGACGGCCAUAUCCGUCAAUGUCGGACCGGGAUGGACUGUUGAUGAAGUGAUGAGAGAGACACCGUAAACCACGAAGAUAUGGAAGUGACAACCUUUAAAAAUGGUCAACUCUAGUGAGAUCAUGUUGUCCUCCGCUCAUGAUGUCCAGGAGGUGGCAGGCGUCCAGGCCACCACCUGGUUAGGAGACCACUUUGGUGAAAAGUUCCACAGACAAAAAGGUCAAUAAUCUGAGAGACAAGGCUGCAGCAGGGAGGACACGGUGGAGGAGGACACGCAGGUCAUCAUCACUGUCCCACCCAUUGAAACAGAGACGGGCGAGAUAAGGAGCUCUUUCAUGUGUCUGCAGCUGCAUCCAGAGGAGGAAACAUCAGCAGCAGCAGAGAACACUCCAUGGUCAUCUGCUGCAGCCAUGAGUUUGGACACCAUGACAUCAGAACUGGUAUCUGUGUCCCCCAAUGUCACCGCGGUGCCAUGUUCAGUCUUCACGGCAGCCACCAGAACCUUAGUCCUGCUUAUCUGCCUCCUGCUGGUGGCCUGGAGUCACACAGAGAAGAUCGCUGUUCCAGGACCAUAUUUCUGUCUGGGUUUGGGUCCACUGCUGUCAUAUGUCAGAUUCAUCUGGACCGGCAUCGGCACAGCCAGUAACUACUACAACAACAAGUAUGGAGACAUCGUCAGAGUGUGGAUCAAUGGAGAGGAGACGCUAAUAGUCAGCAGGCCGUCGGUGGUGCACCAGGUUCUCAGGAGCGGGAACUAUUGUUCACGUUUUGGGAGCAAGCAGGGACUGAAGUGCCUGGGGAUGCACGAGAGGGGACUCAUCUUCAACAACAACGUGGUUCUGUGGAAGAAGAUCAGAACCUAUUUCAGUAAAGCUCUGACUGGUCCAGGUCUACAAGGGACGUUGGACGUCUGUGUCUCCUCUACGCAGACUCACCUGGACGACCUGGAUGACCUGGAUCAUGUGGACGUCCUCGGCUUGCUGCGCUGCACCGUUGUGGACAUCUCCAACAGACUCUUCCUGGGUGUGCCUGUCAACGAGAAAGAGUUGCUGGUGAAAAUCCAGCAGUACUUUGAAACCUGGCAGAGCGUUCUGAUCAAACCUGACGUCUACUUCAAACUGGACUGGAUUCACCAGAGACACCAGAGAGCUGCCCAGGAGCUGCAGCGUUCUAUUGGAGAGCUGGUGGAACAGAAAAGGAGGGAAGUGGAGCACGCGGAAAAGCUGGACGACAUCGACUUCACCACAGAGCUCAUAUUUGCACAGACCCGAGGUGAGCUGUCUGGUGAGGAUGUGACCCAGUGUGUGUUGGAGAUGGUGAUCGCAGCCCCUGAUACUCUGUCCAUCAGUCUGUUCUUCAUGCUGCUGCUCCUCAAGCAGCAUCCAGACGUGGAGCUGAAGCUGCUGCAGGAGAUCGACACCGUUGUAGGUGAGAGAAACCUGAGGAACAGAGAUCUUCCAAAGCUGCAGGUUCUGGAGACCUUCAUCAAUGAGUGCUUGCGAUUUCAGCCCGUGGUGGACUUCACCAUGCGCCGAGCUCUGUCUGAUGACAUCAUAGAAGGGUACCAGGUACCGAAGGGCACGAAUAUCAUUCUGAACACGGGUCGCAUGCACCGGACGGACCUGUUCUGCAAACCCAAUGAAUUCAGCCUGGAGAACUUUGAAAGAAAGACUCCUCUUCGAUUCUUCCAGCCUUUCGGUUCAGGCCCCCGCUCCUGCGUUGGCAAACACAUAGCCAUGGUGAUGAUGAAAUCCAUCCUGGUGACGCUGCUCUCUCAGUUUUGUGUUUGCUGCCAUCAGGGCCUGACCCUGGACAGUCUGCCAAAGACCAACAACCUGUCCCAGCAGCCGGUGGAGGAGGAGCAGGAGGCCCAGCACCUCAGCAUGACUUUCUUACCCAGGAAGAAAGGGAUUCACUCAAAGGCUGAUCCUCUGCACAAAUACACCUGUUAAAUAAGGUUGGGUUACACCAGGGGGCGCCAAAAGCCCUUUACUCACAGUGAGCUAAGGUAAUUGGCAGCACGCUGUUGAUAAUGACGCUACAAACCAAUCUUUUUUAAAAGCCUGAAUUUCUUUACUUUAAAUGUGAUGAUGGACUGAGAAACUGUCUAGGGAGUGAAGGAACAAACACUGGGAUAUUUUGGGUAAGAUGCCUGUUACUUAUUUUACUGUAGUAUUUUCUUUUCUUUUUUGGUUUAACUCCUAACUGAGUUAUGUUGUUUUUCUUUUUGAGUACAUUUAAACAGAGCGUGCUGGGUCAUCUCAAUGUAUUUUUUUAUAUGUGAAAACUGUAUCACACCUUGAGUUAUAUGCACAAUUGUUUUACUUUUACUGUGGUAUUUUGCAUUUUUGUGUUGUAUUAUCUUUACAUGUAGCUUGAAUACAACAA